AUGCCUUCACGCUCCAAAUUUUAUGAUCCUUCCAAAGGUAAAUACUUUAACCCAAAGGUAGAUCGCCGUGUUGCAAUCGUAACUGGCGGAAAUUCAGGUAUUGGCUGGUACACUGUGUUGCAUCUCUACCUCCACGGCUACAUCGUGUAUAUCGCAGGAAGAACCGAGAGCAAAGUCUUGAAGGCCAUUGAAGAUAUUAAGAAGGAAGCAAACAAGCGUAUUGAUGCUUACUCCAAGGAGGAACAAGAAGAAAGACACUUGGGCUCCUUGACCUAUAUCUACUUCGACUGUCUUGAUUUGAGUACUGUGGCUGCGUGCGCUAAGAACUUCGCAAAGAAAGAGGAGAAAUUGGAUCUUCUCAUCAACAAUGCCGGCUUAAUGGGUGUGCCUUAUGAGGAGACCAAGGACGGGUACGAAAUUCAAUACCAAGUUAACUUUGUGGCACCAUUUUUGUUCACGUUGGAACUUUUACCCAAUCUUAAAGCUGCAGUGACGAAUGGUACCCCAAGGGUGAUCAUGCUACUGUCAAUUGGCCACAGAGCAUCUUACAAGUAUUUUGAUCCAACAAACAAGGUCAACUGUACGCCCAACUUCAUGUACACUUGGGUGCGUUAUGGUAUCGCCAAGGUCGCUGAGAUCCACUUUGCCAAAAAAUUGGCAGAGCUUUACCCUAACAUAUUGUCCUUCGCGGUCCACCCAGGGGUGAUCAUUGGAACAGAGCUUUACAACCACUGGAAGAACUUGCCAGUAAUUGGUGGCUUUUACAAGGGAAGUUUGAAUGUUGUUGGUAGAGUUGCAGGCGUAGGCCUUGAAGAGGGCAGCUUGGCCACUCUUAGGGUCGCAUUCGACCCUGAGCUCGAGAAUGAGAACGGUGCUUACUUAGAAACUGGAGGUGUCAUUGCAAAACCUACAAGCGUGGCUACCACAAAGGAUAAUAUUGAGAGAACGUGGGAGUACAAUGUUGAAGAGCUCAGGAAAAAGGGGUUUUUGACCGCCUUUGAAGCGUAA
This is a messenger RNA of Candidozyma auris, 1008 nucleotides long. RefSeq lists its product as uncharacterized. Lineage: Eukaryota; Fungi; Ascomycota; Pichiomycetes; Serinales; Metschnikowiaceae. The record is from RefSeq and is a predicted model, not a curated record. The coding region runs from base 1 to 1008 and encodes 335 amino acids. The transcript has a single exon.